This is a messenger RNA of Prunus armeniaca (apricot), 267 nucleotides long. The record is from the annotation of a GenBank genome assembly. Lineage: Eukaryota; Viridiplantae; Streptophyta; Magnoliopsida; Rosales; Rosaceae.
AUGGCAGAAUUCACUCAUGAAAGUACGGAAAGCCAGGAGGAAGAGGAACUACAGGAGGAAGUGCUAGAUUUCGCACCAGCCGCAUUGGAUGACUCUCUGCCAGAAGUAGAAGAUCCUUUGCAGGAAAUAAAUUUGGGAACAGAGGAGGAUCCAAGGCCAACCUUCAUCAGCGCACUAUUAAAAGAACCACUUAAGAAUGAACUCGUUGCACUUCUACAAGAGUUCAAAGAUGUUUUGCUUGGCAUUAUCACGAGAUGCCAGGAUUAG